UCAACACUCCACUAUCAUGACUCCCGUGCGUUCCUCUGCCUUUUUUUGUUCCCUAAGUCAAAGUUGUACGUCAACUGCGUAAGCCGCUGGAUGUCUCUACGCCAACUCUGCUGCUAGUUUUCUGUCACUCUUCUUCAGACAGACAGACAUGGAGCCUCCGGACUUCGAAGCUAUGAACUUUACGGUGGAGCAGGUGUCGUCCACGUACCCGCUGUGUGAGGAGUGGAGGGAGGGCGCGGAGGGCGCCGUCUUCCACCUCGCCAACAUCUUCCUCGUCUUCGGCUUCAUGGGCGGCAGCGGCUUCUACGGACUCCUCUACCUGUUCACCUUCCUCACUCUGGGCUUCUUCUGCACCACCGUGUGGGCUUGGGCGGACCCCUGCACCACCGACUCGUUCCUGUGGAGUUUCGCGCUCUUCGGCGUCACUUUGGGGCAGGUGCUCCACGUCGCCUACCGCCUGCGGAGCGUCUCCUUCGACACGGACUUCCAGGAGCUUUACCAGUGCAUGUUUCAGAAGCUCGGAGUGUCGCUCAGCCUGUUCGGGAAGAUCGUGUCCUGCUGCGACGGAGUCGUCCACACUUUAGAAGCGAACCACUGCUUCGCCGUAGAGGGAAAAACCGCCAUUGAUAAGCUGUCGGUGCUGCUUUCCGGCAGAGUGCAGGUGACGGUAAAUGGAGAGUUUCUGCAUUACAUCUACCCAUUCCAGUUUCUGGAUUCACCUGAAUGGGACUCUCUCAGACCAGCAGAGGAGGGCAUCUUUCAGGUGACUCUGCGUGCUGAUAACCCCUGCCGGUAUGUGGCGUGGAGGAGGAAGAAACUGUACCUGCUUUUUGCUAAGCAUCGCUACAUCGCCAAGAUUUUUGCCCUGGUUGUGCGCAAUGACAUUGCCGAGAAGCUGUACUCCCUGAACGACAGGGCUCUCAACAGGUCCGGCUUCCGCUAUGAUCUCCGCUUACCAAGUUACUGCCACAUGCCAGCGACCGAAUUAGAAAAAGCAGGUGUCCUGCAAGCUCCAGUGCAGGGGGGAAGAACCGCCUGAUACACACACACACACUCUGCUCCAGGCCUUAAACACUUGGAAGUGACUCAGUGUGUGCAGCAAUGUAAUGUAAAUAUAGUUUUAUUUAAGUAGGGCAAAGUAAGAGUGAACCAUUUAGGGAAAGUAGGUUUCAACUGAACUAAUCUCAUACUGUAUCUGAAUAUUAUCAUUAGAUCGCAAUAUAUCACAUAGUUAGAAGGAACAGGCAGACCUGUCACCAGUCAUGCUGAGUCAGUUCAAGAGAAUACUCGCAAGGAACUGCUUUGAUACAUGAGAACAGUUCCUCAUAACGGAUAGCCUAUUAAAUCCAUAGGCAACACCAUGGCAGCCUAAUUCUGUAAGUGUGGGAAAGAUAGCAGGAGCAGGCUACACUGACAAAAUGCAACUGAUACAUCCCACCCAUUCCCUCUGGCCCAAAGUUCCACCCCCCAUAACACUGGUAGCUGUUGUCUGUAGUGGAAGUGGGAAUUUAUCUGUCGUAUUUGUUGUGAUAGACUGGUAGACAGGUUGGUUUGUGACACACAGAUACGACAGCCAGUUGUUUUUAAGCAAUGAAUCGGUUACUGACUCUUUAAAACUUUUUUUCUCUUUUCAUUGUAAAUUUGGUUGUAAUGUUUUUAUGUGAUUGAGCUGGAGGCAAACUGCAGAAGUCAGAGGAAGCUUUUUGACAUUUGCACCUUGUGAGCAACUUUAAUUACAAGGAACGGGUGCCAUCCUGAACCGUGGCUUCCAAUUCCCUGAUACGUUCAAGUUGUACUGUCACUUUUAGUGGCCGUUGUUGCCAAAUAACAUUUCACCCUCAGAAAGAGAAAGUGUAAAUCUGCUAGAAUGAUGCACUGUUCCCAUGACAGACUGAAGACUUUGGUCCCUAUUAAUUGAGGCUAUAAGCGAUGACGAGGUCAGAUCUUUCAUUAUUAUUUUAAUGAAAGAUAAUUAUUAUUUUAUCUUAAUAACAAGAUUAUUUUAGUCAAGUGUAAACGCAUAAUAUCUAAAUCCUGAAUUGAUCCCCAUUGGAAAAAUGGGUUUUACAGUUGGCCAAGUACAAAAUAAGUAUCAAACAAAAAAUUGAAUCAAUAAAUGGGAUUAUAAGCAACGAUGGUUAGAUAAAAUAAAAACAAUAUGACAAGUACAGUUUUUAAAGCACACAUAUUAAUAUAGUAUAUGCACAAAUUGUUUGAUAAGUGCAACACAGUAUUAAAUGAAAUGAAUAUUAAUAAACUAUAACUUUAAUAAAUAGUAGAUAUUACAUGUAUUGUGUAAUAAUGCAAAUCAGUCUAGUGGCAAUAAAUCUAAGUGGUGAUAAUUGGAGUGAGGCUGGUGGGAGCCAUCCUGAUGACAUCGUGGUCACCACUGCUGUUCUACAGUCUGAUGGGAGUUGGCAGGAAAUGAACGCCUGUAGUGAUUAGACAAGUAGACAAGCUUCUGUAUCUAGAGUAAAAAAAAAAAAAAUCUUAUAUAGUUUAAUUAAAGGCGUCUCCCACUUCAUUACUCCUAUCUUUUCACUGAUUUCCAAAAUCAAACUGGAGAAUUAUAUGAUUGCUGAACAGGUCAAAGAAUGACGUGUCCAAGACAUUUAUGAAGUUACAACCACUUAAAGAAGUAAUUAUGACAGUGAUUACAUUAUCUUGUCUGUAAAUACCCGAGGAGAGUGUGUGAAAGUUUCUGUGUGUUUGCAUUGAAGUAGAAGAGGUAGAUGUGUUUGAAUUAAUUUGGUUAUUCAAGGAACUGCUGAAUGUAUGAAGUGAAACAAACGUGUGUGGCUGUUAAAGAUAUAAUGUGUAAUGUGCAAUGUUGACAGAUCAGAUCACUGUAAACAGGCUUAAUGUGUGUCAAAAGUAAUGUUUUACUGUUGAAAUAAAUGAUUCUAUUUA
This is a messenger RNA of Solea senegalensis (Senegalese sole), 2910 nucleotides long. RefSeq names its product popeye domain containing 3 (gene popdc3). Gene Ontology annotation, molecular function: cAMP binding. Gene Ontology annotation, cellular component: sarcolemma. The record is from RefSeq and is a predicted model, not a curated record. Bases 149 to 1039 code for a protein of 296 amino acids. NCBI's taxonomy places the organism in Eukaryota, Metazoa, Chordata, Actinopteri, Pleuronectiformes, Soleidae. The transcript has 3 exons.